Chironomus riparius is the source of this 2787-nucleotide messenger RNA. The record is from the annotation of a GenBank genome assembly. NCBI's taxonomy places the organism in Eukaryota, Metazoa, Arthropoda, Insecta, Diptera, Chironomidae.
GGGGCCGUUCACCUAUGACGUCCAGGGGGGGGGGGGGGGGGGUGGGGUUAACGAGAAAAGAACAAUAGAAAUUCCUGGAAUUCUAUUGUUCUUUUUUGAAAAAUGACCGUUAAUAUCGGACGUCAUAAGUGAACGAUCCCUAAUGAGAUUCCAGGAAUUUCUAUUGUUCUUUUCUUGUUGACCUUUCCCCCCUCGUUGGACGGUCCCUAACCUGACUUUAUAAUUCAAGAUGACGGCAACAUGAUUUUUGACAAAAGAGAAAUUGCAAAUCUUUUCCAAAAAAAAUUCACUUCAGUUGUAUGCAACACUAAUCAAAUUAAAUUAGAUUAUUUGGGUGAGCCUCUUAUAAAUAGCAUUAUAUUCCAUCCUGUGACGGAGUGUGAAAUAGCUUUUUUAAUGAAUGAUCUGUCUUUGAAGAAAGCUACAAGUAGCGAUGGAAUUCCCGUUAAGGUAUGGAAAGACAAUGUUGACAUUCUAGCUCCAGUUCUAGCACUUCUAAUCAACGACAUGUUUGAAAGUGCAACUUAUCCAGACAUUCUUAAAAUUGCGAAAGUUAAGCCAAUUUUUAAAAAUGGAAGCAAAGUUAACAUUGACAACUAUAGAGGGAUUUCCCUCUUACCCACCAUAAAUAAAGUUAUUGAACGAGUACUGUUUGACAAAAUUGAGAGCUUCAUCUUUAAAAAUAAUCAAAUUGAUGAGAUACAGUUUGGAUUUAGAAGGCACUAUGGAACACAAGAUGCUUUAUGCAAGCUGUACAGCUUAAUUUCAAAAGCACUGGAUAAGAAUAAAUAUGUCGUUGCUGUAUUUCUAGAUAUAUCUAAGGCAUCUGAUAGUAUCAACCAUAAAUUGCUCUUAUAUAAACUAGAGAAAAUGGGAAUCCAUGGAAAAGCACUUGAUUUAAUUAAAAGCUAUCUCACCAACUCUUACGAACCAAGAGCUUAAAAGUCCUAAGUUCAAUCCCAGACCAAAACAUCUAAUUUUCGUAGCUCUUUUUCCAUAGAAUAUGCCUCCUUUGCUAGGUAUACAAGGAUAUACUAGCAUCUGGAUGACUUCCUUACGGCAUCUUGCGCACACGGAUUGUGACUAGGUACAUUGCAGGGUACAUCAGGUCUUAUGACGUACUCGUGUCUUUGCAAUGUACAGAGCUUGCAAGUGGUUCGGAUCCCACUAUAAACUGUAGGUCUAAAGGGUGUGGUACAAUAGAUUCUGUUCUAAUUUGAAUCGCAGUGCCUCCAGCUGAAAGGCUGGGCCCUUCACACAUUAUAUAUAUAUAUGGUCAAAAAAGUAAGGAAAAUUAUUUUUGAGUUUCGAACACUUGAUUGAUUAGCAUGAAUGUCCAGUUAAAGUCUAGUUAACGUAUAGUUCUCUAUAUCGUAUAUAUUUCGACAAGUUAAAAGACUGUUAAAUGAUUGUCCAAUAAUGGACUUUAACUGGCUGUGUCCACCCGGGCUAGUAAUGACGUUGUCUUGUGAAUCUCUUUUUUCCCGCUCAGAACUUGAGUAGAUAAUAAAAAGUUAAAAAAAAAUACAAAAAAAAAAUAAAAUAAAAAUUAAAAUCAAAAAAUUCAGAAACUUUCUUAAAAAUCUCAAUUCAAGUUUACCAAAUUGACUUAUAAAAGUUGAGUUGUUUUUUCAUUGAACUUGUCAGUUAACAAGCAUCCAUUAAAGGAUGCAGUCGUCAGGAAUGUCAAGAAAAAUUUCAGAAUAUUUCAAUGUAAUUCCAAAGGUUCAAAAGUCAGCAAAUUGUAAUGAAAAUGAUAAAAUUUUAAAAAAGUCAUCAGAAAUUCGAGAAUGUCAAGUGAUCAUUAAGGACAUAAAAGGUCAAUUCGGUAUGAAUCUGAAUCUUUUUGAGGAAAUUUCAUUAAAUAAAUCUAAAAAAAUUGAAUUGAUCAAAAAUGGAAGUAAAACCUGCAAGUUUUGUCAAAAAGAAUUUUCGACAAAAUCAAGUUUGAGUACGCAUGUCAAAAAUAAGCAUUUUGAGGAAUUUAAGAUUAUCUUUUGCUCAAUAUGCAGUGAGAAAUUCUUUACGCAGACGUUGUUGGAUCGUCAUAUGAAAAAUAAGCAUCCGGAUGGACAAUUUCAACAAUUUGAAUGUGAUUUUGAUGGAAAAAUCUUUAAGAAAAAAAUGUGUCUUUUUCAGCACAUGCGAGUUCAUCAAAUAGUUGAAUGUAAAAUUUGUAACAAAAAGCUCAAGUAUAAUUCCGCAAAAAGUCAUUUAAAAUUUUUUCAUGAAACUGAAAAAAAUUUUCAAUGCAAAAUUUGUUUAAAAACUUUUAAAAUGCGUCAAAUUUUAAAAAUGCAUGUACAUACUCAUGAUAAGAAGUUUGAGUGUCAAAUCUGCAACAAAAAGUAUUCAAAUAAAUUAAUACUUGAUUAUCAUAUUAAAGAUUAUCAUGACAAUCCAGGCAGAUUCGAAUGUAAAUUGUGUGACAAGAAAUUCAACAUAAAAAUUUGUUUAAUUGUUCAUCAAAAAACACACGACAAGUACCGUCAAAAACCAUUAAAAUGUCAACGAUGUGAUUAUGCAACGGACCUUAAGUCACUUUUAAAGGCUCAUCAAAAAACUCACGAUAUUCGAGAUAAAAAAUUUGCAACUAUGAAAAACCCAAUUAAAUGUGAAAAAUGUCCAUCAUUUCAUCGAAAUUUGAAGUUUUUUAAAAUUCACAUGAAAGUUGUUCAUUCAAAAGUUCCAUUUCAAUGUGAUUUGUGUGCAAAAUUUAUUAAAUCAAAAAGAAAUUUCGUCAAACAUAUCAACAAUCAUAUUCAAAGUUUUAACAAUUGUAAAUAA